AUGGUGUUUAAAUUCUUCCAUCGUUUGUUGCUCCGAACAAGGCCGUCUUCUAAAUCAUUGCAAACAGAAGUGAAAUCAGGAAGAGUAACUGUGCAAGAAAAGUGGUAUCAUCACCAAUUAAAACUUAAAUCAAAUAAACAGAAUGUUGCUCCGGGGGAAUCAUAUAGAGAAAUACCUUAUAUCCUGAGUACCAAAAGGGACAUUCUCUUCAGAGCAAAAGAAGCUCAUUGGAACUUCUGGAGGAGGGUUUUCAGAAUACCAGUCUAUAAGACAAAGUUCAUGCACAAGAGGUAUCACCCGACAAGAGUGAUAGCUUACAAUCCUUAUGGUGGUUAUACCCAUGUGAAACUUCCAUUCAUCACGAAAUGCUUAUUUCUCUUGGCAAUUGGGAUCUGGAUUGGAUACAGAUACUCAAUGCUAUGAAAUGAUUUUGAAUACAGAAGAUACCUAUACAUCAUGAAUCCACUUCUCGUUCAUGAAAUUGAGAAAGUAGAUGCAAAGGUAAAGACCUUCCUAUGGCACUUAAUCUGGAACGAAGAGAACCAAGAAUAUGCUCUGUGUAAUUUCGAUCUCCAGAAGUACUUCUGGAUGAAGUGGUAUGGCACAAAGGAAGUAAGGCAGCUCAAGAAAAUGCAGGAGGAGAGAAUGCUAGAGAAGGAGGUCAAUAAUUUCAUUAACUUGAAUUUAAAGGAGAAAUAA
Moneuplotes crassus is the source of this 699-nucleotide messenger RNA. The record is from the annotation of a GenBank genome assembly. NCBI's taxonomy places the organism in Eukaryota, Ciliophora, Spirotrichea, Euplotida, Euplotidae.